CGUCGCUCCGUAGUCUGUUCUCUCUCUCUCAAAUUCCCCAAAAUCAAAGCUUCUUCGAUCUUCCUUACUUCGUUUCGAUCUCAAAAUUAUCAUUCUAUUGUGAUUCCUUUGCGUUAGUUUGAAUCGUACUGUUACCGAUUUGGGAAUGAUUUUAUUGAUGUUGGCGUAGAAACCCUAAUUUUGGUUCAGUUUCUCAAUUUCUAAUUUCUCAGAAAGUUUUGGUUUUGGUUCAAUUCCUCAGCGAUGGACACAAAAUCACUGGCGAAAUCGAAGAGAGCUCACACUCAACACCAUAGCAAGAAAUCGCAUUCUGUUCAUAAGCAGAAAGUUUCUGUAGUUUCAGAGAAAAAUCCAGAGAAGCUUCAAGGGAACCAAACCAAGACUCCGGUUCAAUCUCGUCGAGUCUCUGCACUCCCGUCGAAUUGGGAUCGUUAUAGUGAUGAUGAUGAUGAUGAGCUUGAUGCAGCUGAGGGUUCGUCGAUUAGCCAAACUACUGAUGUUACUCUGCCGAAGAGCAAAGGAGCUGAUUAUUUGCAUUUGAUAUCUGAAGCUCAAGCUGAGUCUCAUUCAAAGAUUCGUAUCAAUUCAGAUUGUUUAUCGUCCCUAGACGAUCUUUUGCACGAUGAAUUUAGUCGUGUUGUUGGAUCUAUGAUCUCUGCUAGAGGGGAAGGUAUAGUUUCGUGGAUGGAAGAUGAUAACUUUGUUGUUGAAGAAGAUGAAUCACCUUCGUAUCAGGAGCCUGGAUUCCUCUCCUUGAAUUUGAAUGCUCUGGCAAAUGCACUAGAGAAAGUGGACUUGCACGAGAGACUCUACAUUGAACCUGAUCUUUUGCCAUUGCCCGAGCUGUGUACAGCCCAAUCAAAAGUGGGCGGCGAUGGAUAUGAUGCUGAAGCUGUGAUAGCGAGGCUAAAUGAGCCGGCUCAACAAGAAUUCAGUGGAAAGCUUAAGGUUGCAAAAGGUGAAUCAUCAGUCUUGGAAGCCGAGUUUCUGGAUCAAGUUAAGGAAAUACGAAUACUUACAGACGAAUCAGAGAAAGCUUCAGCAAUUGAAGAUGAUCUAGAUUUUCUCCUCAACUCCGUCAGUGAAGCACAUACUCAGCCUAACCCGGUGGGGAACGCCUCAAGUACAUCCAAUCAGAAUCCUUGUGUCCAAAAAUCUUCAGCUUUUGAAACAGAGCUAGAUUCUCUUCUCAAUUUUCAUAGUAGCCCAGAACCAUACAACAAUCCAGACAGCUCAUCUGGUCAAAAGCUUCACACAACGGGUUUUGAUGAUGUGCUUGAUGAUUUGCUUGAAAGUACUUCAGCAUCGAUCAAACCACAGCAGAACCAGACCUCUUCGUCGUCCUCAGUUGGAAAAUCCAAAGUUUUAGAUGAGUUUGAUUCUUGGUUGGACACGAUUUGAUUGAUAUAUUUGUUAACUUGCACACCUUUUUGUAUAACAUAGGUGAAUGAAAGUAUUACUUUGUUAUCUAUAAAGACUGUUCAAAUCUCAAACGAAUGUUGAAUGGUU
Molecule: messenger RNA, 1509 nt
Organism: Capsella rubella
Lineage: Eukaryota; Viridiplantae; Streptophyta; Magnoliopsida; Brassicales; Brassicaceae
Exons: 4
Coding region: 244-1401 (385 amino acids)
Source: RefSeq, a predicted model, not a curated record